GUCACCAGGAUUUGACGUCAGAAGUUCUAGACAGAUGAGAGGUGAAAAUUCAAAUGUAUGAUUUUAGGUUGAUAAUUUGCGUGGUCGAAACAGACAAGAGUUAAAAAGCAAGGGCUAGAAGAUUCGACAGGAGUAAGGCUAUCCAAUACAAAUUACUCAUUUGCUGGGUGAUCUGCUCCGGAAAUCGACGAUGCCCAGCUGCGAAUGAGAACCAGUACAAAAGGACAGGAUUUGGCGUUUGACCUGGGCUAGCGAUGUGGUUGAUGGAGAUUAUCAAGCUGAGUGGACAGAAGUGGUCAGUCCUGACGCGCCAGCGCCGUGUGGACGUGAUUGUGGGGCUGAUACUGCACUGCCUGCUGAUGGCGAUGUACGUGCUGCUAGUCAUCAUCAAGCGAGUCGUGCUCGCCAUCACCUUCUCCAUCUACACCUGCGUGGUGCGCACCGCCACUCUCUUGGGUCUCAUUCGACCUGUCCGCCUCGUCGGUGAUGUGAGUCGUGCGUCACACGAGGGCUUUGCUUGCUCGUCGGUACAGGCGCGCAGUCUUGAAUGCAGAAAAGCAAAAGAGAAAUGUCCGAGCACAGCUAGAGAGUGCGACGCUCAUGCGUGGUGCAGGCUUCAACCUGGUCCUCUUCGAAGAUCUCAGCCAGUGACUUCACGAACGCCAAAAAACAAAAAUCAAACGUGAAGUCUGACUGGCACAUUGGGAAAAAACGUUACUUCAGCCCCAAGCGUGAUGCCGAAUUGUAAAUGGGCUUUACAAAACUCUUCCGAAACGAUAACAUCUUCACCUUUUUCGGAACAAAUAGUAUUUGUGUAUUU
Messenger RNA from Pomacea canaliculata, 820 nucleotides. RefSeq lists its product as uncharacterized. The record is from RefSeq and is a predicted model, not a curated record. Lineage: Eukaryota; Metazoa; Mollusca; Gastropoda; Architaenioglossa; Ampullariidae. Bases 255 to 686 code for a protein of 143 amino acids. The transcript is spliced from 4 exons.